Messenger RNA from Solea solea (common sole), 3914 nucleotides. RefSeq lists its product as uncharacterized. NCBI's taxonomy places the organism in Eukaryota, Metazoa, Chordata, Actinopteri, Pleuronectiformes, Soleidae. The transcript is spliced from 5 exons. Bases 243 to 1850 code for a protein of 535 amino acids. The record is from RefSeq and is a predicted model, not a curated record.
ACACGCUCUCACGGACCACGCCUCCCUCUCUGCUCUGCCCGUGCUGCUGCUGCUGCUGGUCCAUCCACAUCAAGACAUUGCAACUUAAUUGUGCUGUGAUUUAAAAACACGCCGCUUUUCUACUACUUUGAGACACUUUUAACUGAAGCCACCUGAAGUCUAUACCCGCGCACGGCAGCACCGCUCUCCUGAAAUAGCACCUCUCUCCCGGGUGAGAACACGGUGUCCUUUAGUGGGACAAAAUGACUGCCAAGCAUCGGAAAGGGAAAGGCAACCAGAAACAUGAGGAUAACUUUUUCAAAAACGAAGUUAUUGAGUCGGAAGUUCGCGCUGGAGGGAAUAACUACACUCCUCUGCUGGUUUUACUCCUGGUGAUUGUGUUCGGCGGUGCCAUUGGCGCAUGGCUCUGUUUCCAGCAGCACCAAACCUUAACCUACUUAACAGACAGUGUCGCGGGCAUGCAGAUGAAGAUAGUGAAGCUGCAGUCAUCCCACGAAGACAUGCGACAGUCCAGUGGAAAGCAGCACCUGUCAGAGAAUCUGGAGAACCGCCUGAAUGCACUGGAGGAGUCAUACGCACUGGCCCAGAAACAAGUGGGCAUCGCCUUGGCCACGGCUGAGCAGCUCAAGACGUCUGACCUCCCCGCUCAAGUGCUGUCGCUUCACACCGAGAUGAAAACCCGCCUGGCGGAGAUGCAGCAAGCCACCGUGUCCCUGGAGCAGCUGGGCGAGCUGCAGGACACGCUGAAGGGAAAGAGCGACGACUUCAAGGAAGUCGAGGUUCAGAUGGGAGAGCUGGCCACUCUGAGUGCGGAGCUAUCUCAGGAGGUGGAGGUGCUGUCGCGGAGUCUGGAAAAAGCCGAAUCGAGGCUGGAGGAGAGGGAGAGGCAGGUCGCGACGCUGAGCGUCAGCCUUGUUGAGCAGGCCGCGGAGAUGCUCAGACUGAAGGAGCAACUGGACACGCAACAGGCUCAGCUGAAGGCCGGCACUGUGGCGACUGUCAGUGAGUUGCUUGAGAAAGAACUGGAGUCCCAGCGGCUGCAGCAGGCCAGUGUGAAGAGGCAGCUCAGCUCGGUGUACGAGAGUCUGCAGGACCAGAGCUCGGCGGCCGAGAAUCUGCACUCUGAUCUCAGGAGUCAGCUGGAGAAUGUCCAGAACCAAAUAACCCAGCUGGCGCGUGAAGUGCAAACUCCUGCUGAGACUGUGGAACAGACUGUUGAGGAAACAGCUCCCACAGCUCACGAGGAGGCAGCUGCAGCAAGUGGAGGAGAAGAAGAAGAAGAAGAAGAAGAAGAAAGAAAAGAAGAAACAGUGGAUGUAGAAAAGGGGGCAGAGACGGACGACGAGGCGGCAGAAGAAGAUGACGAGCCAGUUGAGCUGGAGGAAUCUGCUGCUCCUGCACAGGAGAUGGAGGUGGCAAAGGAGGAAGAGGAGGAGGAGGAGGAGUUGCCAUUAGACAUGAAGUUAGACGCCGAGGAGGAAUCUGAAGGAGAGAAAGUUCAGGAGGAGUCACCUGACGACCAGAAACCGGAGGAGGAGGAGGAGGAAGAAGUGGCAGCAGAAACGGAUGAGGAGGAAAACCCUCAAGUAGAAGAGGAGGAGGAGAUGGCGUCUGAAGUAGAGGAAGUACCAGAGGAGAAGGAAGCAGCAGCAGAAAGAGAGGAAACAAAUGAGGAGGAAAACCCUGAAGUAGAGGACGAGGAGCAGGAGGAGGAGAUGGCAUCUGAAGUAGAGGAAGUACUGGAGGAGGAGAAGCUUGUUGAGGAGGAGGAGGAAGCAGAAGAGCAGGCUGUGGUAGCUGAUGAGGCAGAGGAGCCGUUAGAAAACGAUGCUUCACCAGACAAUCAAUAGGUUUUCUCUUCCCCAGGACAAAAAUCCAACCCAGGGGGACGGGAACUUUCUCUUUCUAAAGACUUUGCUGACAAUAACACAAAUACUCUAUAGACGGGUGUUGCAGGUUGUUGCUGUGUAGGUACAGUAUUCACUGUGUGGCUGCUUUUUGAAAGGCAGACGUGAUCAGAAAAUUGCAUUUUCACUACACUGAUAUAAAAGUGUGUCUCAUGGAUUUUAGGUUUGAAAAUGAGUCAUUACGGAUUCACCUGCCAGUAACGAUGUCAAAAGCCUUAAUUCAUAAAUGAAUGACUGUCUUCCUACAAAGCAUUUUUUACACUCUUCACAACUUCAGCACUUUUCUCUUUUCUUUUUUUGCAAUACAAUAGUUCUGUGAUAAACUGGAAAACCACAAGCCAUAAGAAAAUGCCCGUCUCGGUGACAUGAACAGUGUUUUGUGGCAGCUUGAAAUCUUUUUUUAAAAUAGAAAGAGGGAAUUAACAUUAUUGUGUCCUUCACAAUAACGUUAACAGUCAAAACUCAAAGUUUUUGAAUGUAUACACAAACUGUAGCUCAUAGAGUUUUGUACUAAACUAUCUGUGGUUCAUUUCUCAAUAUUGAAGGUUUUCUUGAGAUCGAUUUAUUAAAGUGAUUGCACUUCCGGCCAGACAGAUUUUAAAAAUCAUUGAAGUAACUUUUUAAAUCCGUUAGUUCAGAUCAUUUAAUGUGAUUGUUGGUCUUUAACCCUUUAACACCGAGCGCAUCUUGCAUUACCUCCACGACGGUUUGUGCUAUUGAAUUCAAAAUUCAGACGGUUUCUGAAAGCUGAGAAGUUGCAAGUCAAAGCCAACGUGUGGUUAUUACGGUCAUUUCACUCGCGCUGUUGCAGGAAGCCGGCAAAUCGGUGUUUUUGUCACCAGAGAGGAGAGAGUUGGAAAAAACCCUGUACAUAGUUUCCAUUUUUUGGUGUGUUUUUGGACAUUGAAACAAAAACUCAAGGAGUUUUAUUUUAAAUAUGUUUAUACUGUUCAAAUUUAACACGCUAAAUCUGGUGUUCAUGUACAACUACAGAGUUUUUUCUAAAUAAAACGUUUAAACUGUUAAUAAACUAUUUUAGCAUACAGUAAAUUGUAAACAACUGCCAGAUGUUGAAAGUUAUUCUGGAAAAGUUACUCACAUUUGCUGGCCUUUUUAUGGUUAAAAUAAGCCAAAAAAGAUGAGGCUUAGGUGUUAAUGGGUUAAGGAAGAACUGCAGAUAUUCUAUGCAUUAACAUACAUACAUAUGUAUAUAUAUCUAUAUAUAUAUCUAUAUAUAUAUACAUAUAUAUAUAUAUAUACAUAUACACAUAUAUACAUAUGUAUAUAUAUAUACAUAUACACACAUAUAUAUAUAUAUAUAUAUAUAUAUAUAUAUAGAUAUAUAGAUAUAUAGAUAUAUAUAUGGAUAGAUAGCUUGGAGACCUCAAUGAAACACCUCAGGGACAAACAAAAAAGCUAUUUUCAUCUGAAACACGUGGAACAUCAGUCUCGUCUAUUAGCCAACACAAGUUGCAGCUCGUGAAGUUGACAUCUUUAAUAGAGCAACAGUCACAUAAACGGAUCAUUUACUUUUAAAAAACCAGACAUUUUGAAUACAGAUUAAGCAAAAGUUAUCAGGAGGAGGAGGAGACAUCUUCGUGCUGCAGCGUCAAGCUCAAUGGCGUCAGAGCUUUGAAACAAAACCAGGACUCUGUGAAGUCUGAGCUUAGAGAAGAGGAGAAGAUCUCCUUGGAUGUCUGGAAGACAACUGAAAUAAUGUGAAUCCUAAAAUAAAUACUGCCGGAGUUCAAGCUGUGACAGGAGAGAAAGUAGAAAUAUCAAAUAUUAUUAUUAAUAUUCAGUUCACUGUACGCAACUAACCAGUUACCUCUUUGGAAACAUGAAAAAUGUAAUUUGGACAUCACUGUUUAGAAGUUUGAUAUUCACUGUUACAAAAAUGCACUGUUUUGUCGAGGCGUUUGUUACCGUCAUUACGCUUCCCUCUUUAUUGUUAUUUCUUUUUCUUUUCUAAAUAAACCCUGUGUCUUUCACUCGUGUUUAACCGUU